AUGUCUGCAGUUCUCCUCCAGUUAAACAUAACCUUACAUAAUUCUGUCAAUAACCUCAAAGAUGUUCUCUAUUACAAGAGGUUUGAGUAGGCUAAAAGUAUCUGUACCAAAUGUCUGCAGAUUAUUGGGAACUAAUGCCCAACAAGUGAAUGUACCAAGCCCCGCAGUAUGCUCUUCAAUUAUAAAUAAUGCAAUUGAAAACCCAUGGAUCUACAGGCAACCUGAUCAUAUAAAGAAUCCAAUAAAUGGGAUCAAACCAAUAAAGCUUCCAAAUGAUCUGUUCUGGGUGCCACUCAGUAAAGAGGAUAAGAUAAGCAAUGUAACAAUAGAAGCUCCCUCGUUGAACAUUCAAGAAAAAUUAGCAGCCAGAUUGAUUGUGAUUCGUAGGAAGAAAAUGAAGAAGCACAAGUUGAAGAAAUUGCGCAAGAGGAUGAAGUACGAGUAUGCUAAGAUCAGGCAAAGGAGAGAAUUGAAGAAGGAGAAGGCUUUCCAAGCAGUGCUGAUCCAACAGUGCAAAGAGGCGGAGCUUUUCAACGCCAAAAAGUAUGUGGAUGAGAAGCUGGAGAAGUUACACGAAAUCGUUAUUCCUAGGUAUUGGAAGGGCAAGAGGAUGCCAGAGUUCCUGGUCAGACAGAAAAUGGGGCUACCGCCAAAGGAGAAUUGAUUGUUUCUUUUUAUUUAAACUAUAAAUUAAAUUUACAUGUAGAUAUUA
Molecule: messenger RNA, 712 nt
Organism: Nicrophorus vespilloides
Lineage: Eukaryota; Metazoa; Arthropoda; Insecta; Coleoptera; Silphidae
Exons: 3
Coding region: 62-664 (200 amino acids)
Source: RefSeq, a predicted model, not a curated record